AUGUGGCUGUUGCAGGAUCUAAUAACACACAUUGUGAUAGAUGGAGAUAUGUUCACAAUGUGGAUAAGUUUUGAGGUCUUAACAUCGAGAGCUGAAGAAGGAAACUGCUACCCAGAAUACACUAAAUUUUUGGAGAUAACACUCUUCCGCCCUGUUAAAUGGACACCCGAAACCUUAAUUUAUGACGAUGAAAACACGUUCCAUUCCUCGAUUAAGACGAAACGAUGGAACGAUGACAUNGAUGGCCCUUUGUUUCAUCCUACUAUAUCCACAAUUACAUGCGGCUCAUAUACGGUACUCGAAUUCAUUGAUGGGAGAGUGAAUACAUUAGAUCAUACCGAAACAGGCCCACAGGAAGAAACAAAUAAUAUUGAAUCCUUCCAACCAGAAAGUUCACCACGCGAAACUGCCUUUAAAAUACUUUUAGAACCUCGCAGUUUAUUAAUCCUUAAAGACUCAUUAUAUAGGGACUAUUUGCAUGCCAUUAACGAAUUUAAGGAAGAUACACUUUGCGAUAAAAUUUGCAACUAUGAGAAUUGCGAAACAACGCAUAAAAUGGGAGAUAUUUUGAAACGUGGAACUCGCAUAUCAUUAACCAUUCGUCAUGUACCUAAAACAACUAAAAUGAAACUAAAGUUUUGUUAGACAAAUCUCAGAUAUACAUUAGACCAACAAAUGGUUUAAUCCUUUUCAUAAAUAUCAAUAAAUAAUAAAUAUAC
This is a messenger RNA of Ceratitis capitata (Mediterranean fruit fly), 719 nucleotides long. RefSeq names its product alpha-ketoglutarate-dependent dioxygenase alkB homolog 6-like. Bases 1 to 645 code for a protein of 214 amino acids. The transcript has 2 exons. NCBI's taxonomy places the organism in Eukaryota, Metazoa, Arthropoda, Insecta, Diptera, Tephritidae. The record is from RefSeq and is a predicted model, not a curated record.